Messenger RNA from Oryzias latipes (Japanese medaka), 6157 nucleotides. RefSeq names its product cyclin dependent kinase 19 (gene cdk19). Gene Ontology annotation, biological process: protein phosphorylation. Gene Ontology annotation, molecular function: ATP binding; protein serine/threonine kinase activity. Lineage: Eukaryota; Metazoa; Chordata; Actinopteri; Beloniformes; Adrianichthyidae. The record is from RefSeq and is a predicted model, not a curated record. Gene Ontology annotation, cellular component: cytosol; nucleus.
UAUUUUCAAUUAAUGGCUGAUGUUUCAGACAAAAAUUUCCAUAAAGUCAAACAGCAGAGGAACAUUUUUGAAGAAAGUUCUUUAGUACGCAAAGUGCAACAAACCGCAUCAAGAAACGCGGGUAGUAGUUUAUUUUCCUUCUCUUUACUGUUUCCUCAAUGGUGUCAACGUCCCAUUGGAACUACACUACCCAUCUGGCAACACGCGCCAAUUAGAAACGUCAACGAGCCAGUGAACAUUAAGCGGAGCAGACCAAAAUCCCAAACAAGGAAAUGGUGGGGGAAUAAAACGACCAGAUUAUUUAAUGAAUGCAUGUAAUAAUUAAUAUUUUAUUUUUUUGUAAAUUAAGACGUAUUUAUGGGUUGAAAUGGAUUACGACUUCAAAACAAAGCUGGCAGCGGAGAGGGAGAGAGUGGAAGAUCUUUUCGAAUAUGAAGGUUGCAAAGUGGGUCGAGGCACCUACGGGCACGUUUAUAAAGCUAAGCGCAAAGACGGGAAGGAUGAGAAGGAAUAUGCACUGAAACAGAUUGAAGGCACUGGAAUCUCCAUGUCUGCCUGCAGGGAAAUUGCUCUGCUGCGAGAGCUGAAGCACCCCAACGUUAUUGCCCUGCAGAAGGUCUUCCUGUCCCACAGCGACAGGAAGGUGUGGCUGCUCUUCGACUACGCCGAGCAUGACCUGUGGCACAUUAUCAAGUUCCACCGCGCCUCCAAGGCCAACAAGAAACCAAUGCAACUUCCUCGCGGGAUGGUGAAGUCCCUGCUGUAUCAGAUUCUGGACGGGAUCCACUACCUCCACGCCAACUGGGUUCUCCACAGGGAUUUGAAACCAGCAAACAUCCUGGUGAUGGGAGAAGGUCCGGAGCGAGGAAGAGUCAAAAUAGCUGACAUGGGUUUCGCCCGACUCUUUAACUCGCCCCUUAAGCCGCUGGCAGACCUCGAUCCGGUGGUGGUGACCUUCUGGUACCGCGCUCCUGAGCUCUUGCUGGGUGCCCGGCACUACACCAAAGCUAUUGACAUCUGGGCGAUUGGCUGCAUCUUCGCAGAACUGCUGACGUCAGAACCCAUUUUUCACUGUCGCCAAGAGGACAUCAAGACCAGCAACCCAUUCCACCACGACCAGCUAGACCGGAUAUUCACCGUUAUGGGUUUCCCCGCAGAUAAAGACUGGGAAGACAUCAGGAAGAUGCCAGAGUACCCCACCCUUCAGAAGGAUUUUAGGAGGACAACGUAUACAAACAGCAGCUUAAUCAAAUACAUGGAGAAACAUAAAGUGAAACCCGACAGCAAGGUCUUCCUAUUGCUUCAGAAACUCCUCACCAUGGACCCUAACAAGCGCAUCACAUCUGAGCUGGCGCUGCAGGACCCCUACUUCCUUGAGGACCCAUUACCGACCACAGAUGUGUUUGCUGGCUGUCAGAUUCCCUACCCCAAACGAGAGUUUCUGAACGAAGACGAGCCCGAAGAGAAAACGGAAAAGCAGCACCAGCAGACGGCAGGCCAGACUCAGACCCAGAACCAGCAACAGACGACGGCCCAGCAGGCCCCCUCCCAGCAGAGCUCGGCCCAAACCAAUGGCACCACUGGAGGCGCGGGAGCCACCGGCGGUGGGGGUCUGCAGCACAGUCAGGAUCAGGGUCCACCCAACAAGAAACCUCGGCUCGGGCCCUCUGGGGCUUCCUCAGGCACGGGGGUUUUACAGUCAGAAUACCAGCACUCCAGCUCCCGCCUCGGUUACCAAAGCAACACCCAAAGCUCCACCCAGUCCCAGAACACCAUGGGUUACUCUUCAUCGUCUCAGCAGAGCUCUCAGUACCCUCGUUACUAAGAGGAACCAGCAGAGGAGCCCCCUCCUCAUCAUUGCAAACCAAUCCUCAACGACCUCAGCACACAGCAGCCGGCGUUUACAUUCCAGCUCCUUCAUCCUUCAUUUCAACCUCAGCUGGCAUCUUUAUCUGGAUGGCCUUUAGUGGUCUCAAGCUCAAAGGCCGGAAUUCACAUCAACCAAAAAAAAAAAAACACACACCAAACAAUCACCCCACAAGCUAACAACUUCUGCCUCAUGCAGUUGCUGAGAGAUAUUUAAAAAGACUCAAAACAAACGGUGGAAUUGAAGGCAUCGGUCAGACUAAGAGCUGGGAAGUUCCUCAGCUCUGUUUAUAUGUAAAUUAUGCAGCACCUUCUUCUAUUCAAUGUCUUUCCGCGGUUUACUGUUGAUGUCAAUCGGAAUGUUACGUGUGGAGUCAAAGAGCUGAAGCAAAUGCAGGAGUGUUCACUUUUGUCUCCUUUUCUGGAUUAUCUGAAGGAAAGGUUCGCGAGAGCCGCUCCUCCAGCAGACUGUUGGUUUCUAACUGCAGGGAUUCAUCAGCAGCAGCUUCUCCUUAUCAAGUUUCUGUAUUUAGAUCCAUUCAUCUCAAAGUCAGAAGUUGAUUCUACAGCUUCUGGAAACUUUGAUCACAAACACUCGCAUUCAAAACUCGCCCUUUGUGGUCCACAGAUUGUUCAGGUGAAGCAGGAAGUGACGCCCAUCUUUUGGUGGACCCUCAGACUCUGAAGGUUUCUGAACACAAAUGUGCGCAUAAUGUGCAGGGCAGCUAAGAGACCCCCUAAUCCUGAAAUUAGCGUCCUCAGAUUGUUACUGCCUAAUUUGAAAUUGUUCUAUGAGGUAUUAUUGUGUGCAUGUGUGCAUGGGAGUGUGUGAGUGAGUGUGUGUGUUUGUGUGUCUUCUUUAUGCAUGUCAUCCAUGUACCUACCAGAACUGCACUGAGCGCUGAACCCACCUGCAGACACCUGGAACCAACAACUGGUCCAGAAGGGGAACUGGGUCAGUCGGACACAACCGGGAUCAAAACCAGCAGCUAUUCAAAGAUUUUCUAAACCCUGCGGAACGUGAAGCAAAGAACACGAAGAGCAGCUCACAGUGAAGUGUCUUCAUGCCCUUCUGACUGACCGCCCAACAACACCUAUGCAAAGAAACCAGACUGAAGCUGACAGGUUUUCUGAUGUUAGACAGCUGACAAGUCAUUCCUGUCAUUAUUGUACAGCAGCUCAUACUCUCUUCACACAAUUUAAGAUGUACUCUAAACGAUUUAUUGUAAAGAAAUGCAUAUUUAUGGAUAGUAUACAAUCAUAUUUAUUAUUUCCAUUCAUGGACGAAUAAUACCCACUUUGUAAGCUUUCCUCUGCCUUAAGUAUCAUAGAAGUAGAUCAGGACCUGAGUAUCUCUACCACUCUUUUCUGCGCCUCUCCUCUUUCUCCUGUAAUGACUCGUGCUUUCCGAAUGUCCUGAUGCCUCCUCACUGUACAGCCCUUAUUUUAGCCGUCACAGCCUUCUGUCUCGCAUCCACAGGUGUUCCUCUGUGUCUCUGCAGAGCCUCAGACCUUCUCAUUAGUGUGGAUGGUGCCUUGUUUUCUUCUGUCUGUAAUGUCACAUUGUCUCCUGAUCGUGUAGCAUAAUGUUUUGUAGAAACUGGCAGCUCCCAUCAGAUGAAAAGAAGUUCACUCUGUGUUUUUAUUAUCGAAUUAGACAUCUUCUGGUCAGAGCCAUAACCCUACUUAAUACCCUAUGGCAUUAUUUAUAAGGGUAAAUUGGUUAAAAUGUGGAAGCGGUGUAUGAAAAAGUCCCUCUUACCCAAUCAAUGAUCUGUCAGAAUUUGUCAGGAUUUCUCUUUAUUCGGAUUGGUAGGGUUGUAAACCCAUUUCUAUGAAAGGCGACACAUUUUGCCGUCUGUCAUUCCACAGCAAGAUUGACUGUUCAGGAGAGAAAAACAUUUAAGAUAGUUGUUAGACUUUAGGGGGUGACACUUUUAGAUUUAUUUGGAAAGGUUGAUAGAGAGGGAACAACUGAGGUUCAUAAAACUAAGAUUUAAAUCCAUCCAUCCAUAAUCUACCAAUUCCAUUACGUUUGAGUCGUGAGGACACUAGCCUUAGCAAGGACUUCCAGACCCCCUGACUACCCUAAUGGCUCUUAUAGUUCAACCAAGAUGAUACCAAGGCCAGUCAAGAGAAGGGUUUUCCUCAGAAUGUCUCGGGUCUACCUCCUCCUGGUCAGAUGCUUCACCAAAAGGUGUCCAAGUUGUAUUCUUUCCAGAUUUCCAAACCAUCUCAAAUCCAAUUUGGAGGUGUAGCUGCUCUCUUCUGGGUUCCUCUUGGGUGGCUGAACUUCAUACCUCAUUUCUAAGGAAGACCCCUGUAAAGUUGAUUCUGUAUCCUUAUCCGUGACUAUAACUGGUCAUUAACACUCCACAGAAACAACAUAGAUCAAUCUGCAAAUUCAGACUAAUUUCUGUUUUGCUUUUACACAAUGGACUGGUAAGGUCUUUAGAUGUUAAAUGAUCCGAUGAUUAACAAAUCACAGCAUGGUUGGGGCUAUUUUCAUGAUUCUGGAGUAAGCUUGACUGAAUUGGAUUCAGUACUAGGACACCAUUGCAAAGACCCAAGGAAACCUACCGCAUUUUCGGCACUAUAGGUCGAAGCAUCAUUGAAUGGUCUGUUUUCAAAUUUAUGUCAUAUAUAAGGCACACAGAACUAUAAGAUGCUUUAAGUGAGACAAAAGAUUCAGAAUUAAGUCCAACCGUCAGUCGGACUUUAUUAACUGUGUUCACAGAAGCUCUAGAACUGGUGUUUGACACGCAAUGUCUUAGGCGCAUUAGUGUAUUCACAACACCUGUAACUCCCAAACUUGAUUGCAACACAUUAAAAAGUUAGUGUUCUAAACAAGAGUUCCUCAUUAGAGGACGCCUUAUAGUGCAGAAAAUAUGGUAUAUAACCAUGAGAAAGAGAAGAACCAACAUGUUUUAAUGAAGUCCAGUCAAAGUCUGAAAAUCUUCAGAAGUUGCGCUGAAACCUUAUUUCACUGAAGCGUCACUGAAGAAAGUAUUUCGUUUUUCACACACUGCUUCUUCAUUCUAUCCAGGUUUUGUUUUGUGUUUUGAUGCAAGUGACAUAUUUAGUUUCUGUCCAUCUCAGUUGGAGUUCAUCUAAAAGAGAGUCAACUUUCUUUAUCAUCUGAACUUUUACUACUCGCCUCUAAACACUCAGAAGUCCUUUAUUUCUAGAUCUUUUCAGAAGCGCAGAUACAGUCCUUUUGAAACGCUGUACAUAAAAAGUAUUUUAAGACUUUCUCAUUUAGAUAUGGAUCCAAUAGUAGUGUUUGAAUGCACUGUCGUCGCUCAGAUAUCUAGUGGUAAAUAAAAAAUAUUAAAUGUUUUUUAAUGUCUUGCUUUAGACACUAAACUUUUUUUUGCCAGAGUUUACCUCUAGGUGGCGCUUUCCAUUCGAAUGUUUUUCUUUCUUUUUUAUACCUUUUGCAUGUGCCUGUCUUUUUUUCCAAUGCAGAACGUGAGCACUUAUGGUCCCAGAGUUUGUACAGACGGACGGACGCUCCUGAUCCUGCAGCAAUCACGACUUCUGCCGAGUCAGAGGAAGUUGAGGAACUGCAGACUGGAUAAAAAAAAAAAACCAUUUGUGCAGAUAGUAUUCACAACAGAACAAAGAAAAGUCGACAUUUUACUGUUUCAGGAAGGAUUUCGAUUCAUUCUGAACACAGAAUGGUGUCUCCUUCAGGGAACAUCUUCUCCUUCUCUGAUAACAGUCAUUGUCUGCCUAAACUGAGAGGCUGCAGAUUUGGAAGGAUAUUGUCCCAUUCCUGUCUGAGGUCAAGCUGCUCCGCAGUCCCAGAUUUUUUCCUGACUUUGGUUUGGAAAUGUCUGGACUGCAGGUAGAUCAACUGAACUAUUAGUCUUUGCUUCUAAUGUAGGUCUCCAAAAGGAAAAGUAUUUCUUGGAGAAAAGCAAAUAUUUCUGCUUGUAUUAAAAAAAAAAAAAAAAAAAAAAAAAUCGGAAUUCUGCUGUGAAUCACAGUUGAGUUCAAUUCAGUUUGGCAGUGUUCUCUUCCUCCCUGAGGUUUCUCAGACCGGCAGGAGUCAUCUGCUUCCUGAUCACAGCUGAAUCUAUCAGGUCGGAGUAUCUGUGCACGCUCCUCUGUACCUGAUCGACUUAAAUUCAUGUAGUUUGUAGUGAAAGCAGCAGUAGUUCAGAAAGGAAGGAUUGGAAAAAAAAUGUAUUUAGCUGCUUCUGUCAAAUUUCCUGAAUGAAUGUCAGCUGAGAGGAAGUCCUCCUUAUUAAUUUUAUAUUCUCUGUAAUAAAAACUCUUUGUCUGA